UAUAAUACAUACAUAAUAAUGGUACAAUCAAAGAGAAAUAGAGUUGUCUCAUUGACAAAGGUCACAAAGAACCCAGGCGAGAAGAAGAAGCGCCUGGUGUCCACCGUCAGAGAGUGUGUGGAGCAGUACGAAUACAUCUACCUGAUAUCAUUUGACAACGUUCGCAACAACCAUCUGAAGCAGGCACGUGCCGAUUGGUCCAACAGCAGAUUCCUCUUUGGAAAGAAGAAGGUCUUGGCCAUCGGUCUCGGUCGCAGUGAUGCCGAGGAGAACAAGCCCGGCUUGCACAAGUUGGCCGCACAACUCCAGGACUCUGGCGAGUGCUGUCUAUUCUUUACCAACGACUCUAAAGACACUGUUUUAUCAUACUUCAACACAUACAAAGAGAAUGACUUUGCAAGAGCUGGAUUCAUCCCAGAGGAGACCAUUACUAGACCAGAGGGCAAGAUUGAUAUGCCACACACUCAGGAGACCUACCUGCGUAAGCUGGGCAUGCCUACUUCGCUGAAGAACGGAGUGAUUUUAUUGGAGCGCGAGUUUGAUUUGGCGACUGCCGGCGUCGCCCUCACACCAGACCAAGCCAGACUGUUGCAGCUGUUCGACAUGAAGCUGUCAGACUUUAAGUUCAACCUGAUUGGCUUCUGGAACAACGGAGAGUACACAAUGCUGCAGGAGGAUGUCAAGGCUGAGACCUCUGGCGACAAUGAAGACGAGGACAUUGAUGAGGAG
This is a messenger RNA of Acytostelium subglobosum LB1, 729 nucleotides long. RefSeq lists its product as hypothetical. Gene Ontology annotation, cellular component: nucleolus; preribosome, large subunit precursor. The transcript is spliced from 2 exons. Lineage: Eukaryota; Evosea; Eumycetozoa; Acytosteliales; Acytosteliaceae. Gene Ontology annotation, biological process: nuclear-transcribed mRNA catabolic process; ribosomal large subunit biogenesis; rRNA processing. The annotation marks the transcript as partial. Gene Ontology annotation, molecular function: RNA binding. The record is from RefSeq and is a predicted model, not a curated record.